Molecule: messenger RNA, 858 nt
Organism: Candida tropicalis MYA-3404
Lineage: Eukaryota; Fungi; Ascomycota; Pichiomycetes; Serinales; Debaryomycetaceae
Exons: 1
Coding region: 1-858 (285 amino acids)
Biological process (GO): transmembrane transport; carboxylic acid transport
Cellular component (GO): plasma membrane
Molecular function (GO): carboxylic acid transmembrane transporter activity
Source: RefSeq, a predicted model, not a curated record
AUGAGUAAUUCUAAUUCAUUUAGUAAGAUGAACAUGAAAAGAGUCAAAUAUAGAGAUUAUCCAUGGUGGUUAAUCAUAAAAUUUUAUUGGUUUAGAUUAACUAUUGUAUCUUUGAUUUGGUUUAUUUAUGAUUUCUCAGUUUAUUCCUUUGGUACAUUUAACACUAUUAUAAUUGAACAAAUCAUUCCUAAUGGAUCUCUUUAUCAAAAUUGGGGUUGGUCUGUUGUCUUCAACUUGUUCUACAUGCCAGGAACUAUUCUUGGUGCACUUUCAGCUGAUUAUAUCGGACCAAGAUUAACUUUAGCUUUAGGCGUUGCUGCCCAAGGUAUUAUUGGAAUUGCAAUGUCGGCAUGUUUAGGAACUUUAAGAAAACAUAUUGCUGGGUUUGUUGUUGUUUUUGGUAUUUUCACUGCAUUUGGUGAAUUUGGACCUGGUAACAAUACCGGUUUACUUGCGUCAAAAACAAGUGCUACUUCAAUCAGAGGUCAAUAUUAUGGUAUUGCUGCUGCUAUUGGUAAAAUCGGUGCUUUUGUUGGUACUUGGGUCUUCCCAGCUAUUCAAAGAAAAUAUGCAAGCAAUGAAAAUCCAGAUUUGGAAUUACAAGUUCCAUUCUAUGUCAGUUCUGCAUUGUGUUUGUUCAGUGCAUUGUUGACUAUUUUCUUUGUUCCACCAGUUGGUCAAGAUUCAAUUAAUAAAGAAGAUAGAUUAUUCAAAGAAUAUUUAGAACAAAACGGAUUUGAUAUUAGAAGAUUGGGUGAUGGUGGAGAGGUUACACAAAUCGCUGGUGAUGUUAUUAUUGAUAGUUCGGAAUCCGUUGGCAAAGAUGAUGAGAUUAAAAUCAAUCAAAAGAGUGUAUAA